This is a messenger RNA of Blepharisma stoltei, 626 nucleotides long. Lineage: Eukaryota; Ciliophora; Heterotrichea; Heterotrichida; Blepharismidae. The record is from the annotation of a GenBank genome assembly.
AUGAGUGAAGUCCAUUGGUAUGUUCCAGGAGUAAGCCAUCACAAUCCUAAAUCUCUGCCAAAAGCAAAAAAUAUUUCACGAGAUUUUGAGCACAUUUCAGGCACUUCUAAAAGAGACCAUCUAGCAAUUGCAUAUAAUACAGUCAAAGAUUUAUAUUUUCGACGAUCUUCAACAAGCUUAAAGAACUAUAUGAUAAUCCAUACUCAAAGGAUUGUCAAUGAAAAACUUGAUGCAGCUGGAUUUAUUACCUGAAUUUCGCCAUAUUGGCUGUAUACCUCUAAAAAGGUCUUAAAAAUUCUGCAUAUAAGUGCACGCUGGCUAAAAAUUAAUUAAUUAAGAUUAAAGCUGGAUUUCAUAACUUUCAUCGUCUAAGCGACAAUGAAAGAAUCGAUCUCGCAUUGACUCAAAAUCUCUUGACAAUCAGCACAGUGACACAUCUCCAUCAGCUGCAAACCGAAUCCAACCCCCGAGCCUUGGUCUCAAUUUUUAUCAACUUUCUCCGCGAAAUUCAACCAUCUCCUCUAUAUUUUGAGCCCCUGAUAACUUUAUUGUCAAGUGAUUCAAAAAUCUUCCCUGAAGAUGAAGAAAUAAGAAAAAUCAAUAGAAACGUAGUUAGGCGUAUCUAA